Molecule: messenger RNA, 2770 nt
Organism: Capra hircus (goat)
Lineage: Eukaryota; Metazoa; Chordata; Mammalia; Artiodactyla; Bovidae
Gene: RNF220
Product: ring finger protein 220
Exons: 14
Coding region: 77-1876 (599 amino acids)
Biological process (GO): protein ubiquitination
Molecular function (GO): metal ion binding; ubiquitin protein ligase activity
Source: RefSeq, a predicted model, not a curated record
UGCCCUGCUCCCAGGUGCCACUCCCUCCCAGGGAAGACUGCUUCUUGUGUGACGCGGGCCAUAGAGAGAGACUCCGAUGGACUUACACCGGGCAGCCUUCAAGAUGGAGAACUCAUCCUACCUCCCCAACCCGCUGGCAUCCCCAGCCCUGAUGGUCCUGGCGUCCACGGCUGAGGCCAGCCGUGAUGCAUCCAUCCCUUGUCAGCAGCCACGACCCUUCGGUGUACCUGUCUCAGUAGACAAGGACGUGCAUAUUCCAUUCACCAAUGGUUCCUACACCUUUGCCUCUAUGUACCAUCGGCAAGGUGGGGUACCAGGGACUUUUGCCAAUCGCGAUUUUCCCCCUUCGUUGCUACACCUCCACCCGCAGUUUGCUCCCCCAAACCUAGAUUGCACCCCAAUCAGUAUGCUGAAUCACAGCGGAGUGGGGGCUUUCCGUCCCUUUGCUUCCACUGAGGACCGGGAGAGUUAUCAGUCAGCCUUCACGCCCGCCAAGCGACUUAAAAACUGCCAUGACACAGAUUCUCCCCACUUGCGCUUCUCAGAUGCAGAUGGCAAGGAAUAUGACUUUGGGACACAGCUGCCAUCUAGCUCCCCCGGUUCACUUAAGGUUGACGACACUGGGAAGAAGAUUUUUGCUGUCUCUGGCCUCAUUUCAGAUCGGGAAGCCUCAUCUAGCCCAGAAGAUCGGAAUGACAGAUGUAAGAAAAAGGCAGCAGCACUGUUUGACAGCCAGGCCCCUAUUUGCCCCAUCUGUCAGGUCCUGCUGAGGCCCAGCGAGCUACAGGAGCAUAUGGAGCAAGAACUAGAGCAGCUGGCCCAGCUGCCCGCCAGCAAGAAUUCCCUUCUGAAGGAUGCCAUGGCUCCAGGCACCCCCAAGUCCCUCUUGUUGUCUGCUUCCAUCAAGAGGGAAGGAGAGUCUCCAACGGCAUCACCACACUCAUCAGCCACCGAUGACCUGCACCACUCAGACAGAUACCAGACCUUCUUGCGAGUGCGAGCCAACCGGCAGACCCGACUGAAUGCUCGGAUUGGGAAAAUGAAACGGAGGAAGCAAGAUGAAGGGCAGGUAUGUCCCCUGUGCAGCUGCCCCCUGGCAGGAUCGGAGCAGGAGAUGAGUAGGCAUGUGGAGCAUUGCCUUUCUAAGAGGGAAGGCUCCUGCAUGGCUGAGGACGAUGCCGCGGACAUCGAGCAUGAGAACAGCAACCGCUUUGAGGAGUAUGAGUGGUGCGGGCAGAAGCGGAUACGGGCCACCACUCUCCUGGAAGGUGGUUUCCGAGGUACAAGCAGCCGACACCUAGGCUCUGGCUUCGUCAUGUGCAGCGGCAAAGAGAAUCCGGACAGUGACGCUGACUUGGAUGUGGAUGGGGAUGACACUCUGGAGUAUGGGAAGCCACAAUACACGGAGGCCGACGUCAUCCCCUGCACAGGCGAGGAGCCUGGCGAAGCCAAGGAGAGAGAGGCACUGCGGGGCGCAGUCCUAAAUGGUGGCCCUCCCAGCACACGCAUCACACCUGAGUUCUCUAAAUGGGCCAGUGAUGAGAUGCCAUCCACCAGCAACGGUGAGAGCAGCAAACAGGAGGCCAUGCAGAAGACCUGCAAGAACAGCGACAUUGAGAAAAUCACCGAAGAUUCAGCUGUGACCACGUUUGAGGCCCUGAAGGCUCGGGUCAGGGAACUUGAACGGCAGCUAUCUCGUGGGGACCGUUACAAAUGCCUCAUCUGCAUGGACUCAUACUCGAUGCCUCUGACGUCCAUCCAGUGUUGGCAUGUGCACUGUGAGGAGUGCUGGCUGCGGACCCUGGGCGCCAAGAAGCUCUGCCCCCAGUGCAACACCAUCACAGCGCCCGGAGACCUGCGGAGAAUCUACUUGUGAGCCGGCCACCCCAAGCAGGCCUUGCCUCCAGCGCCACGCCUGCCCCACCUGCGACGAGAUGCCCCCUUGUACAUACUUGCACACAGGUUCCCCAUGUACAUACAUGAACACACAUGAACACGCACACACACAGGACUCUGGAGCCAGAAUGGAGGCUGAGGCCCAGGCCCUGCCUGCUGGCUCCCACCAAGAUUGGGGGCCAUACCUGUUCCAGGUUCUGUUCCCAGGGUGGGGCAGGGAGGUGGGGGUGGGGGGAGUAUUGUCAAGCAAGGCUCCUGAGAUCCAGCCCCCAGACAGACAGACAUGCAAACACCAGACUGAAGCACAUGUAAUAUAGACUGUGUAUGUUUACAAUGUUGUGUAUAAAUGGGACAGCUCCCCGCCCUCCGUCCCUUCCCCUGGUUGUAUGAUUUUCUUCUUUUGUUAAGAAGGCCUGGAGGCAGCGCCUCCUUGAGGGCUGGCUGGGGGCUCGGCCCAUCCGCCUCGGGGUGCCUGCCUCACUCCUCCCCGGUCCCUCCCCUCUCCCAUGUGCUCGCUGUUCAGUGGUGUAUAUUUCUUCUCCCAGACGUGGGGCAUGUGCCCCAAGGGACGUGAUCCUCUCCUUAGUCUUAGCUCCUGGGGCUCUUGGUAAGGAGUUGGGGGAGGGGGGAGGCACAGGCGUGGGAACCGAGCUGAAGCAGGGGCUGAGACUGGGCUGGACAAGGGUGCUUCUGGCUCCCCAGCCUUCCGCAGAGAACCUUUCCUGGGAUUAGAGCUGCUCUUCCCGGGAAAAGUGUGGUCUCCCCUGCCCUGUGGGCCCCAUGGUGUGAUGCUGUGUCUGUAUAUUCUAUACAAAGGUACUUGUCCUUUCCCUUUGUAAACUACAUUUGACAUGGAUUAAACCAGUAUAAACAG